Messenger RNA from Tilletiopsis washingtonensis, 1684 nucleotides. RefSeq names its product putative PRP19-non-snRNP spliceosome component required for DNA repair. The transcript has 4 exons. Gene Ontology annotation, molecular function: protein binding; ubiquitin protein ligase activity. The coding region runs from base 47 to 1618 and encodes 523 amino acids. Gene Ontology annotation, cellular component: cytoplasm; Prp19 complex; U2-type catalytic step 1 spliceosome. The record is from RefSeq and is a predicted model, not a curated record. Lineage: Eukaryota; Fungi; Basidiomycota; Exobasidiomycetes; Entylomatales. Gene Ontology annotation, biological process: protein ubiquitination; DNA repair; mRNA splicing, via spliceosome.
CACCUCGCCGCGAUCUUCCUGACCCCCGCAUCCCUCCUCGCCCGCCAUGUUCUGCGCCAUCUCCGGCGAGCCGCCGAGCGAGCCCGUCGUGUCCGUCAAGAGCGGCCAGCUGUACGAGGCGCGCCUCAUCCGCAAGUACGUCGAUGAGAACGGCAAGGACCCCAUCACCGGCGAGGCGCUGCAGCACGACGACCUCGUCGCCAUCAAGGCCUUGCCGCGCAUCGCCGCGCCGCGCCCGCCGUCGCACUCGUCGAUCCCCUCGCUGCUCGCAGCGCUGCAGACCGAGUACGACGCCAGCGCCCUGCAGCUCUUCACGCUCAAGAAGAACUACGACGACGUGCGCAUGGAGCUGGCGCACGCGCUGUACGCCAACGACGCCGCCGCGCGUGUUGUCGCGCGCCUCAUGGCCGAGCGCGACGAGGCACGCAGUGCGCUCGCCAGCAUCUCGGGCAGCCUCGGCGUCGCGGCGCCGGCGGCGGGUGGUGACGCGGAGAUGGCGGAUGCGCAGCCGUCUGGGCCGAAGCUGCCCGCUGCAGCCGCUGGCAUUGUCGAGACGAUGGCCAAGACUCUCUCGUCGCAGCGGCGCCAGAAGAUGAAGCGCAAGGCGCCCGAGGGCUACGCGACGCGCGAGACGCUUGCCACCUACACGCAGCUGGCGUCGCUGCCGUCGAUGCACAGCACCAAGCCGCCGGGCGUGACGGCGCUCGACGUGUCGAGCUCGGGCGCGCUGCUGCUCACCGGCGGCGCCGACAAGCAGGUGCAGGUGUACGACCGCGCCGCCGAGCGCACCGUCGCGACGCUCAAGGGGCACACGAAGCGCAUCACGCGCGUCGUCUUCUCGCCGGCGCAGGAGGGCGAGACGGGCGCGCCGGCGUACGCCGUGAGCGCGAGCGAGGACAACUCGCUGCGCGUGUGGGCGUGCGCCGACGUGGCCGCCGAGACGCCGGCGUACGCGCUCAAGCACGUGCUCAAGGGCUACAAGGCCGACGUCACGGGCCUCGACAUCCACCCCUCGGGCGCGCUGCUGGGCAGUGCGUCGCGCGACGGCACGUGGGCGCUGCACGACCUCGCCAGCGGCGAGCGGCUGCUCGUCGUCGACGCACCCACGGGCGAGGCCGACGACGAGGCCGCCGGCGGGUACGCGUACGAGAGCUUUGCCUUCCACCCCGACGGCCAGCUGGCGGCGACGGGCACGGCCGAGGGCGUGGUGCGCGUGUGGGACAUUCUCGCCGUGCAGAAGGUCUCGACGUUCCGCGGCCUCGCCGGCGCCGCCUCGGCGCUGGCCUUUGCCGAGAACGGCUAUCAGCUGGCCGUCGGCGGGCGCGCGUCGGGCAGCGUGCAGGUGUGGGACCUGCGCAAGCUGGCCGUCGCCGCGACGCUCGAGGGCGCCGAGGGCGGCAGCGUGACGGCGCUGCGCUUCGACGCCACGGCGACGUUCCUGGCGGCGGUGGGCACCGACGUGCGCGUGUGGGGCAACAAGACGUGGGCGCAGCUGCUGCUGCACGAGGGCAACAGCGCCGAGCUGACGGGCGUGGCGUGGGACGCGCGCGACGCCUCGCUCGUCGUCAGCAGCCUGGACCGGACGGUGCGGACGCUGGGCGCGCCCAAGGCCGAGUAGGCGCGGUGCCUUGCCCAAAAGCUGAUGUAUCUGAUGCCCUGCUGAAUCCACACCCGAGUUGCAUCG